Messenger RNA from Prunus armeniaca (apricot), 408 nucleotides. The record is from the annotation of a GenBank genome assembly. Lineage: Eukaryota; Viridiplantae; Streptophyta; Magnoliopsida; Rosales; Rosaceae.
AUGUCACAUGAUGAUAAUAGACCGGCAAAGAGAGGAAAAACUAUUUACUCAUUCUUCAAAAAAAGUAGUAAUGAUCCUCAUAGCAGUGGCCUCCGAUUAGCAGUGGCAAAUGGCUUCACCAAGAUCCUCAUAGAAAUGGAUUCUCAUAUUGCUGUGAAUCUAUUCCAACAAAGGGAUUCUCUAUGUUUCCAUCUUCUAACUGCUUUGCUCUCAAACUGUGGGAAGAUGCUUAGACAUUUUGAGAGUUGGAAUAUCCAGCAUAUUUUCAGAGAGAAGAAUGGUUUGGUUGAUUACCUUGCUAAAUGGAGCCAUAAUCUAGACUUGGAUAUUCAGUUUUUUGUUUCAGCUCCUAUCUGGGCUAGCUCUGCAUUAGCUAAUGAUCUGUUGGGGGUCACUUGGGCCGUUUGA